Messenger RNA from Nelumbo nucifera (sacred lotus), 1936 nucleotides. It is a transcript of the gene BHLH121, whose product is annotated as basic helix-loop-helix (bHLH) DNA-binding superfamily protein. The record is from RefSeq and is a predicted model, not a curated record. Gene Ontology annotation, molecular function: DNA-binding transcription factor activity; protein dimerization activity. NCBI's taxonomy places the organism in Eukaryota, Viridiplantae, Streptophyta, Magnoliopsida, Proteales, Nelumbonaceae. Gene Ontology annotation, biological process: intracellular iron ion homeostasis.
UCAAGCUCAAAACUAACUUAAUGGCUUUACGGUUUGUACUCGUUGUAAUUUAGCUUAUUGAACUGGUUAGGUGACGCUGGCAUCGCAGAAAUUAUAUUAUCCUCCCACGCAUAACCAGGUGUGGUGCGUGCGUUGCCCUCGUGGAAAGCACGGGGACGAUCUUAAGCCCUAGGUUUUGUUGCUUUCGAUUUGCAGAGAGAUGGAUCAAUGGAAGCCCGAGGGUUUCUGUCAAUCUGUUCCAGCAGAUCUUGCUGUUACAGAUUUUCAACAGUCUUCUGCAGAUCUAUGCGUGCCCUCUAAUCGAUUACAGAGCUCGCAGCCCGAUUCAAGCCAAAGGGCUGAAGUAGAAGUCAAGGAUUCUGUUGCUGCAAGGAAAGUUCAGAAGGCUGACCGAGAGAAAUUGAGGAGGGACCGGUUGAAUGAACAGUUUCUUGAAUUGGGACAUGCACUGGACCCUGAUAGGCCCAAGAAUGACAAGGCAACCAUUCUAACUGAUACAAUACAAAUGCUGAAAGAUUUGACUACUCAAGUCAACAAACUGAAAUCGGAGUAUGCAACACUCUCAGAAGAAUCACGGGAGUUAACACAGGAGAAGAAUGAACUCAGAGAAGAGAAGGCAUCUCUAAAAUCUGAUAUUGAAAACCUUAAUAUUCAGUAUCAACAGAGACUCAGGGUUAUGUUUCCAUGGGCUGCUAUGGACCCUUCAGUUGUCAUGGCUCCACCUUCAUAUCCAUAUGCAAUGCCAGUUCCUGUUCCUCCAGGCCCCAUUCCCAUGCACCCAUCCCUGCAGCCAUUCCCUUUCUUUAGAAACCAGAAUCCUGGUGCCAUUCCUAAUCAUUGUUCAACUUUUAUCCCAUAUUCAUCACCUGCUAAUCCUCAGGGUGAACAGCCAUCUACACAAUAUGUGCCCCCAAAUGUGCAGCCAAGCAACAGGUCCCACACUUCAAGCAAACAAGAUUCCAAAAGCAAGUCUUUGGACCGCCAGAGGGGCUGCAAUAUUGAAAAAAGUGAUGAUUCUAAUGAUGUAGCGACAGAACUUGAACUCAAGACACCUGGUUCUGCAGCAGACCAGGAGUUGUCAUCUGGGCAACGGAAAGGCAAACAGUCACAAAGGAAGGAAAACAGUGUUGUAGACGGUAGCUGCUCAAGCAGGUGUUCUUCAUCUAAGGUUGCACAAGAUAGCUCCUCCAAUAGCGUGGGUGAUGGUCCGAAGGCAGAUAAUUGAAGGACCUUCAGGUUUUUCCCAGCAUCAGCAUUUCUUUUAACAAACUCCAGCUGCUAACCUCAUGUAGCAUUUUGUGCCUUUAAACUUAGCUGAAGCUAUUAUCUCAGAUUCAAGUUUCAGCAUGUCAUCUGAUGUGCCUGUUAGCAAAAUUUACUGUAAUACAUGAAAGAGGGGUACAGGAAACGACAAUUAGUUUUCCUGUUUUAUUUGUGUGCGAGAGGGCUACAGAAAAGAUGGUUGGACUCACCAUUUGACUAAUCUAACUUAGAAUCUCAUACAUCAAAAAGUCCGAAGUGGUUGGGUGAACCUUACUAUAUAUUUUAAUGUUCUCCUAGGUCAGAGAAAAGUAGUAUGGCUUUGUUUUCUACUUGCUUGCCAGACUGGAUGACUAUAAAUAUUCAACUUGGUCACUUUAAGAAUUAGGAUCUUCUUGUCCAUGUAACAUAUGCACUGGACCAGCAGCAGGUACUGCUCAUGGUUAACCUAGUGUGACUGGGCACCAUGUUGUCUGUCCUGACUUUUUCAAGCCACUGUUAGUUAAGGAGAAAGGGUAGUGGUUGGAUUAAUUUGUUUGUAAUCUUUGAGAUGUGGAUGGAAGGAUGAAGGAAUCUGGUGCUUGAUUAGAUGAUGAAACAGAGACUACAAUGGUUACUCAUUUUGCCACUAAAGGUGUUCCUAGAUGAAGUAAUACAUAUUUGUACUUUUUGUACA